Messenger RNA from Chrysemys picta bellii (western painted turtle), 4982 nucleotides. RefSeq names its product RAB GTPase activating protein 1 (gene RABGAP1). Lineage: Eukaryota; Metazoa; Chordata; Testudines; Emydidae. The record is from RefSeq and is a predicted model, not a curated record.
CCGCCGGGGCCCCGGAAGUGCAUCUUCCUCUGACCCGGAAGACUCUCCCUGUCCCGUCCCCCUCCCCUCCGGCCUGGGUCACGUGGUGGGGGCGGCGGUGGCCGAGGCCCGGCCGGAGGAGGCAGCGGCGGUGGCUCGGGAGUAUAUAAAAUUUAAUCUCAUUCAUGAGUCGAACUUCCUUUUUAAGUCAUGGAUGACAAGGUCUCUGUUGGAAAAAUCAGUGUCUCUUCAGACUCGGUAUCCACUCUUAACAGUGAAGAUUUUGUCUUGGUUUCCAGGCAAGGGGAUGAAACGCCAUCUACAAAUAAUGGUAGUGAUGAUGAAAAAACAGGACUGAAGAUUGUAGGGAAUGGGAGUGAGCAGCAGCUGCAGAAAGAACUUGAAGAUAUACUGAUGGAUCCACCCAUGGAAGACCUGUCCAGUGACCGGGAACAUGGGGAAGAAAGCAGGACUGACGGAGAAGGGGAAGAUCCCAUCCUUCUUGAGGCUUCGGCAUCCUCUACCAUUAACCCGGUGUCGAUGACAGGACUCCAGAAACCUGAGAUGAGCCUGCCAGUGAAACCGACACAGGGAGAUUGUGAGGAGUCGAGCCCUUUUACCCCAGUGGCAGAUGAGGACAGUGUGGUGUUCAGCAAGCUUACCUACUUGGGCUGCGCCUCAGUGAACGCCCCCAGGAGCGAAGUGGAAGCCCUGAGAAUGAUGUCUAUCUUACGAAGCCAGUGCCAGAUUUCUUUAGAUGUGACCCUGUCAGUGCCUAAUGUGUCUGAAGGAACCGUGAGGCUCUUAGAUCCUCAAACACACACAGAAAUAGCAAAUUAUCCAAUCUAUAAAAUUCUCUUCUGUGUGCGAGGGCAUGAUGGGACUCCCGAGAGUGACUGCUUUGCUUUCACUGAAAGCCACUACAAUGCAGAACUGUUCAGGAUUCAUGUCUUCCGAUGUGAAAUUCAAGAAGCUGUGAGUCGAAUACUGUACAGUUUUGCCACUGCCUUCCGCCGUUCUGCCAAACAGACUCCGCUCUCAGCCACUGAAGCCCCACAGACUCCAGACAGCGAUAUUUUCACAUUCUCUGUAUCCCUGGAAAUCAAGGAAGAUGAUGGGAAAGGUUAUUUCAGUGCAGUUCCCAAAGACAAGGACAGACAAUGCUUUAAGCUCCGCCAAGGAAUUGAUAAGAAGAUUGUGAUUUACGUCCAACAGACAACUAAUAAAGAACUUGCCAUUGAGAGAUGUUUUGGCCUCCUCCUGAGCCCUGGGAAGGAUGUUCGGAGCGGUGACAUGCACCUUUUAGAUUUGGAGUCCAUGGGCAAAAGCUCUGAUGGGAAAUCGUAUGUCAUCACUGGGAGUUGGAAUCCAAAAUCUCCACAUUUCCAGAUUGUAAAUGAAGAAACUCCUAAAGAUAAAGUGCUAUUCAUGACUACAGCUGUUGAUUUGGUGAUAACUGAGGUUCAGGAACCUGUCCGAUUCCUUCUGGAGACCAAAGUCCGCGUUUGCUCACCUAAUGAGAGAUUGUUCUGGCCCUUUAGCAAACGUAGCUCCACUGAAAACUUUUUCCUAAAACUAAAACAGAUGAAACAAAAGGACAGGAAGAACAACACAGAUACGUUAUAUGAAGUUGUGUGUCUAGAAAGUGAAUCAGAAAGAGAGAGAAGAAAAACUACAGCAAGCCCCUCUAUUCGAUUGCCGCAGUCUGGGUCCCAGGGCUCAAUGAUUCCUUCCCCUCCAGAGGAUGACGAAGAGGAAGAUAAUGACGAGCCUCUCUUGAGUGGUUCUGGAGAUGUUUCCAAAGAGUGUGCUGAAAAAAUUCUUGAAACAUGGGGAGAUCUUCUGUCCAAAUGGCAUCUCAAUUUGAGUGUGAGGCCAAAGCCUUUGUCAGCGUUGGUGAGAAGUGGUGUUCCCGAGGCACUGAGAGGAGAGGUGUGGCAGCUGCUAGCAGGAUGUCAUAACAAUGACCACCUCGUGGAAAAGUACCGAAUUCUCAUCACAAAAGAGUCUCCCCAGGACAGCGCAAUCACUCGGGACAUCAAUCGCACGUUCCCAGCUCAUGAUUACUUUAAGGAUACCGGGGGAGAUGGCCAGGACUCCUUGUACAAAAUAUGCAAGGCCUAUUCCGUCUAUGAUGAAGAGAUUGGCUAUUGCCAAGGCCAGUCAUUUCUUGCUGCUGUGCUGCUUCUGCAUAUGCCUGAAGAGCAGGCGUUCAGUGUUCUGGUCAAAAUCAUGUUUGACUAUGGACUCAGGGAACUUUUCAAACAAAACUUUGAAGAUUUGCACUGCAAGUUUUAUCAGUUGGAGCGCCUCAUGCAGGAGUGCAUUCCUGACCUCUACAACCACUUUCUGGACAUCAGCCUUGAAGCCCACAUGUAUGCCUCCCAGUGGUUUCUAACCCUAUUCACUGCAAAAUUCCCCCUCUACAUGGUCUUCCAUAUUAUUGACUUGCUAUUAUGUGAGGGAAUAAGUGUUAUUUUUAAUGUUGCAUUGGGAUUAUUAAAAACUACCAAGGAUGACCUGUUAUUGACGGACUUUGAAGGGGCUUUAAAGUUCUUCCGUGUACAGCUGCCCAAGAGAUAUCGGUCAGAGGAAAAUGCAAAAAAGCUGAUGGAGUUAGCUUGCAAUAUGAAGAUUGGUCAGAAGAAGUUGAAGAAAUAUGAAAAGGAAUAUCAUACCAUGAGAGAGCAACAAGCACAACAGGAGGAUCCUAUAGAAAGAUUUGAGCGAGAGAACCGGCGACUGCAAGAAGCAAAUAUGAGGCUUGAACAAGAAAAUGAUGAUCUUGCCCAUGAACUGGUCACCAGCAAGAUUGCACUGCGGAAGGAUUUAGAUAAUGCAGAGGAAAAGGCGGAUGCGCUGAAUAAGGAAUUGCUAAUGACCAAACAGAAGUUAAUUGAUGCAGAAGAAGAAAAAAGGCGACUAGAAGAGGAGUCUGCUCAGCUGAAGGAAAUGUGUCGUAGGGAACUAGACAAGGCAGAGUCGGAGAUUAAAAAGAAUAGCUCUAUUAUUGGUGACUAUAAGCAGAUUUGCUCCCAGCUGAGCGAGCGACUGGAGAAGCAACAAACAGCAAAUAAAGCUGAAAUGGAGAAAAUACGGCAAAAAGUGGAUGACUGUGAACACUGCCGAGAGUUCUUCAAUAAAGAAGGACGUGUGAAGGUCGCCAGCUCUGCCAAGGAGGCUUCUGAUGAGGACACAGAUGAGGAAAAGGAGAGUCUGAAAAACCAGCUGAGGGAAAUGGAGCUUGAGCUGGCCCAAACCAAACUGCAGUUAGUCGAAGCAGAGUGUAAAAUACAGGAUCUGGAGCACCAUUUGGGCCUGGCGCUGAAUGAGGUACAAGCAGCAAAGAAGACUUGGUUCAACAGAACAAUAAGUUCUAUAAAAACAGUGACUGGUGUCCAAGGGAAAGAGACUUGUUGAAAAGCAAAACUCCGUCAAACACAGUUUUCUUAAUCACAAUACCUUUUGUUGCCUUCCGUGGCCAGAUGUUUAAAUCUGUGACAUGUGAGAGGACCAGAAUGUACAUAAAAUAGAAACACAGCAUGUCAGGAUUUCAAUAGGUCAGUGAUAAAGUGGAUGGAAACACAAAAAGAGGCUUUAUUGCUAGACACGGGAUCUUCAUACUACUGAUAUUUAACAGGUGAUGUAGCUAGAUUGACGCUCUUCAGAGAAACACUCCAUUCUGCGGUCUGGCUGGAGGCUUUUCACAGACUAGGUACGAGAACUUACCAAAUCCUAAUUGUUAAGUUUACAUACGAUAGAUUUUUUUACAGUUAGAAUAUUUUUUAAUAUUUUAUUUGAAAAUAAAGUGUCACUAACAAAGAAGAAAAUGACUCUUAGCAAAACUACAUCAGUGCCAGAAAGCAGUCCCCAAAGGUAGGAUUUGGAGAGAAGGAGGCGGCAGGCUUUGCUUUGUGAAGGGGGAUGGUUUCAGAGUUCUGGUUGGAGCAACCCCAUUUUGUUUUAAUACAUACCCUAUCCAUCUCUCUGUGUUCGGCAUUUCUUUCCGUGUUACUAAUCAAUUCUAUGCAACUCUGGGUUUUUUAGCAUGGGCUGCCAAAUGAAUUCACAAGCUGAGGUUGGGAGGCUUGUGGGAGAGCUGGAUAAGAAUAAUCAGAAUUCUUGGCAAAUUCUGUUUUACUUCUGUGUCAUAUUUUUUGAACCCCACACAUCAACAGCGUUUCAAUCCCCACACCAGGACUGCUAAUGUGUACUAAUUACGUGAAUGUUUGACUUUUAAUUAAGUCUUUGUUUGUUUUUUACCCGACUGUAGUCUUCUGUGAAGUUCUGAGAGAGCUUUCAGGAUUUAGUUUUGCACAUAGGUAUGAAUGAGACAGAGAAACAAUAAACUGAGAUAUUUAAGAGGCAAAAAUCACUGCGCGAGUGUAGCAGCGAGCAUCUAUUGCUGUGUGUCCUAACUGUCUUUCCCGGUAACACAUUCAGAGGUUCUGUAGGUCAUUUUUCCACGCUCAGUGCAGUUGCACUAAUAGGUGCUAAACGUGCUUGGAUUUCUCCUCCUCUGGAUUGUCCUGAAGUUCUCACCAGAAAGCUGUAGAAUGGAGGUUUUGCACCUUGUAAUUUUUUUAAUUUAUAAUGGUUUGUGUUAUGCUGAAGUAUCUAUUGCAUCAGUGGAUAAAUUUUGUGUGCAGUGUGAGUAUAAGCUGGUUACAAUAAGAGGCACUGGUUUGUAUAUAAAGAUAUUUGGUUUAUUUUGUAUUUCUACCUUUUUCUUGUUUACUGUACUAAUGCUAGCUGAUGUAAUCUGCAACUGUGGGGUAUAACAUGCUAUGCUUAAGCCUUUUUCGUUAACUGCAUACAUUAUCUUUAUUGUUUAAUACCAAAAAAUGCUGUAACAUCCAUCAAUAUUAGAUGUGUGGACAUGGUGGUAGGAUAGUUGCUAGUGUGUAUACUUCAUGAAUUGAAAUAUAACCUAGUAAAAUUGUAUUACUAUUUUGUUGUUUCAUUUCAUUUUAACAGUGAAUUAAAUAUUUUGCAAUACAAAA